CGGUUUCGUCCCCUUCAUUUUGAUCGGCUGGCUCCUUGGUCUCCAAGCCACCGGCCACCGCCAGUCCGCCACCGCCAGUCACAGUUGUUUCCCUCCACCGCCGGUCGCCGCCUAUAUAAAUCUCCUCUCCUGUCUCCCAUCCUACCUUACCUCCUUCUUCUUCUUCUUCUUCUUCUUCUUCUUCUUCUUCUUCUUCACACAUUCCACUUUCCACCCAACGACGACCACACGUCUCUCUCUCUCUCUCUCUCUCUCUCUUUCUUGCAUUGACCAUGGCCUGCACGAGAACCCAGCAGCAGCGACUCCGGCUCCGGCCGCCGCGAGGCAGCCGCAGCUUCGUCCUCACCGCGCCCACGCUCCUCCUCCUCAUCCUCUGCCUCUUCUUCGCCGUCUUCGCGCAGCCUUCCAGCUGCAGGCCUCUCGGUCUCGGCGACGACCACCACACCACCACCACCAGCACCAAUAACGGCGACGUCAUACUGCUGCCUCUACCCGCCGACACCCAGACGAUGGUCGUCGCGGGCGCGGCACCACCGGCCGUGUCCACCGAGGAUCAGGAUCGUCGGCGGCAUCGGCUCGCCGCCGGCCGCCACCAGUGGCUGCUCAACAAGAAGCCCCGGGGGAAACCACCGCCAUCCGCCCCCAGCAAACGCACCAACUGAUGGUUUCAGCUCAUCUUCAAUCUUGAGCGUGCUUUCCGCCAGCGACAGCGAGGCAAAAAAAAAAAAAUCCUCUCUCUUUUUUCCUUCUUUUUCUUUGUUACUCCGUAUUAGAUGACACAACAGACUGAUAGUAGUUUUCCCAUUCUAUUCAUUUUUUUUUAAUUUUUUUUGCGGCUUGGCUGGCUACAGUCUGCAGGAUGUAAAUAUAGAUACAUACAUAUAUAUGAUAUAAGUUUAGUAUAUACAGGUUCAAAGUUUUUCUGCUCUUGUACAUGUUCUCUUAUGGAGACGUGGAAAUGGUUGCGACUGUGUUCACCUUACAGAGGAUCGCAUCUUUCAUCGUUAAGGAACCCUGUCUUUGAACUACCA
Molecule: messenger RNA, 1031 nt
Organism: Sorghum bicolor (sorghum)
Lineage: Eukaryota; Viridiplantae; Streptophyta; Magnoliopsida; Poales; Poaceae
Exons: 1
Coding region: 273-662 (129 amino acids)
Source: RefSeq, a predicted model, not a curated record